Hyaloperonospora brassicae is the source of this 1128-nucleotide messenger RNA. The record is from the annotation of a GenBank genome assembly. NCBI's taxonomy places the organism in Eukaryota, Oomycota, Peronosporomycetes, Peronosporales, Peronosporaceae.
AUGGAGCCCACCGUCUCGUGCGUCAACCAGAUGGCCCUCGUGAACAGCUACUACCAAGGACUGCUCCGUCUACGAGCCGACUCCGUGCAGCUCCCGCGCGGUGCCUACACCCCACCGCCUCGUGCUCCAACGUCACUGUCCACGUCCGCGUCCGCUCGACGGCAACGGCAGCGAGCGACGGCACGUCGCCGUCGAGCCGAACGACUGGACACACUCCGAGCAGAGGGAAAGUUUGUCCCGUUGCCGGCCGUUGUGCGAGAGGCACUCGAGCGCGCAGUCGCUCACUUCGGUCGCAAGCGCUUCGACUUGCGGGCGUUUGUCCCGUCGUUCGUUGCCAAUUGCGUUGCGGUAUCAGGUGCACCACCUGCAGACGAUGUCGUGCACUCGUUACCAGAGCUGUUCCUUCGGACCGUACUGGACGACGGCCAAUUGCAUUGCAACCGAACGGAUCGUCUGCACGUUGCAACAGUGGACGGCGUGCAGGUCCUCGUGCCAGCUGGAUCGAGCUUUGCCCAGCGCGACGUGCGGGAACUCGGCUGUAUUGAGCUCCUGGAGCGGUACAAGUUGGUCGUGCUGGACCCGCCGUGGCACAACAAGAGCGUGGCCCGUGGAAAGCGGUACCACACGUUCGACCACACAGAGCUCGUGCGUGUCGAUGUACCGCGUCUGGCCGACUCGGUCGAGUGCAUUCUGGCCAUUUGGGUGACCAAUCGACCGCGGUACAUGACGUACCUCCGCGAACAAGCUCUGCCGUCGUGGGGCUUUACGUUUCACGCGUGUUGGUACUGGCUCAAGCUUGGCACAAAUGGGGAACUAGUGGUGCCACUGGACUCGACGCACCGCUUGCCGGUUGAGACGUUGGUCGUGGCCUAUCGUGGCCAGGACGUCGAGCACGAACAGCUGCUGCGCAAACGCCUUGGCACACAGACACGGAUUGUCUUGAGCAUACCAUUGCGACACUCGUGGAAACCACCUCCAGAGAGCUUCUUUGACAAUGAUAUGGUCGCUGAGAGCGACAAGAAAGUCGAAUUGUUUGCCCGCGAGUUGCGGUCGAAUUGGACCAGCGUCGGCAACGAGGUGCUCAAGUUUCAGGCGGCCAGUUUGUACCAGCCAGUACCGCCAUUGUAG